Messenger RNA from Amborella trichopoda, 2481 nucleotides. RefSeq lists its product as uncharacterized. Gene Ontology annotation, biological process: regulation of DNA-templated transcription. The record is from RefSeq and is a predicted model, not a curated record. Gene Ontology annotation, molecular function: DNA binding; DNA-binding transcription factor activity. Lineage: Eukaryota; Viridiplantae; Streptophyta; Magnoliopsida; Amborellales; Amborellaceae.
UCUCAUCAAACAGAUUUUGAUACGAUUUCAUUCUACUCUCCUCUCCUCUCCUCUCCUCUCAUCCACCGCCAUACCUCGCUCUCAUACAAUUGAAUUGAAUUGAAUUGAAUUGCAUUGAAUUGAUUCCAAAGUUGGCUAAGUUUUUGCAGCCCCCCCUCAAGUUUGGUUUGGGUUUUGAAUUAGUUUCCUUCUUUCUUGGAUUCUCCUCCUCCAUGCCUGUGAGGUGAGGUGAGGUGAGGUUAAUAGUAAUAAGAAUCCCAUUUCUUUGUUGUUUUAUCAUGGCUUUUGCAUCUGGGAGUGGGAGUGGGAGCAGUAGCUCGUUGCAAGAGACGUCCUUUGGUACUCAGGGAGGUUUUCCUCUAGUUUUAGAGGGACAGAAGCAAUUGGUGAUGGAAGGGCAGGGGCCACUUUUUUAUGAUGCCUCUGCCUACUCCAGACCUCUUAAGAAGGCGCGCAGCCCUGAUCAAUCACAAAAUCAUCCUUCCCGACCUUCUUCUUCGUCCUCAGCGCUUCUUCCUCUAUCCCAAAUUCCUCCUCCUUCUUCUGUCGCUCGCUUGUUUCCAUUUGCUUGUGAUUCCUCUUGUUCUUCAUCUCCAACUUUUUCCCAAAUGGGUUUGGGUGGUAUUCCGCCAUUCUUUCAUCUACAGCAGCAGCAACAGCAGCAGCAGCAGCCACACCAGAUGAUCGCUUUUGCUCCUCCUCCUCCUCCUGGCUCUUCUUCUUCCCCUGGUAGUAGAAGCAGUAGUAAUAGCAUGGUUAUGGGGUCGCACCAGCAGCAGUUGCAUCAUAUGUACCAGCACCAAAGGUACCAUGAGCAGCUCUUCCGCUAUUGGAGCGACGCUCUGAACCUUAGCCCGCGUGGGCGCGCGGCCAUCUUGAGGCAACAGCAACAACAGAUGCAAAUGCAGGACAGACGUUCGUUGGCCCUGUUGAGGCCUACCAAGCUGUACAGAGGAGUGAGGCAGAGGCACUGGGGCAAGUGGGUGGCUGAGAUUCGCCUUCCCCGCAACCGAACCCGCCUCUGGCUUGGGACUUUUGAUACAGCUGAGGAGGCCGCCCUCGCUUACGACAGGGAGGCCUACAAGCUGAGGGGAGACAAUGCACGCCUCAACUUUCCCGACCUUUUCCUCCACAAGGGAAGAGGAGGAGGAGACGACAGCACUACCCCACCUCAACCACAGCAACAGCUCCCCGAUUCAUCUUCAUCAUCAUCUUCUUCUUCUUCGCCUCUACCGCCGCCACCACAACCACCGGCAGCAGCUUUAGAGAAAAGCCCAGUUUUAGAACAGAGAAACAGAGACAAUUCAAAUGUAAAGGCUCUGGAAGAGCAGCAGCAGCUGAGCAGGCCGGUCCAUGGGUUUCCGGCUUCCCCUGAAUUUGUAUUAGGGGAUAUGGACAUGGACGAGGCAUGGUUUGAUGCCAUUCCUGCUCUUGGAUUGGAAGGGGUGAGUUGGGAUGACGAUCACGUCGAACACCACCACCACCAACUCCUCAGAAGAGGAGGAGGAGAGCCUUCCGUCCUUCUUCCUCCUUCACAUCCGCCUCCCAUUGAUUUCCUCUCUAAUGCUGCUACAACACCGCUCAAUACCACCACCACCGUGCCACUCCCGGACUGUUUUCAAUCGUCGGUGGCCUCCUCCUCUUCUUCCUCUUACGUGUGGAGGAGGGAUACUUGAAACUGAGCUAUGCCAAUCCAUUAUUCUCUCUCUGUGUGGGCGAAUUCCGGAUAGUUUAUAGCAUUAGCCAUCCCUAUUGCUUUCCCUCUACCUUCAAUUCAUGGGACUGUCAAAUAUUUUAGCAAUCGGCAUCCCAUUCAAAGCCCUUCCUCUCUCUCACAGAUUUCAGUAGCCAUUGGCAUCUCUUUCUCUUAAAUUGGGGGUCGUCAUAGAUUUUAGUAGCCAUGACAUCCCGUUCGCUCCUCCCUCUCUCUCUUAAAUUGGGGGGCCUCAUAGAUUUUAGUAGCCAUGACAUCUCUCUCUCUCUCUCUUAAAUUGGGGGUCGUCAUAGAUUUUAGCACCCAUGACAUCUCUGUCUCUCUCUGUCUCUGAAUAGGGAUGUGUGUGGUUGGGGUCGUCAUAAGAUUUUAGCACUUGGCACCUCAUCUCAUCUCAUCUCAUCUCCUCUCCUUUGCCUCGCUCACGGGUUGCUUGUUUUUGGUUCGGCCCGUGAUGUGAUGUGAUUCGAUGGGUUUCUUUUAUCAUUGUUUUUUCUUUCUUUCUAUGAAAUAUAGGGUUUAGAUGGACGGGGAAUCACGCAUCACAUAGAAUGGUCGGUCGGUCCACAUUCUAUGUAUCUUGUACAUGUACAUGAUAAUCAUCAUCCUUCUACUCUCGCCCGACCUUUGACUCUCUUUGUCUUCUUUUUUUUCACUGCCUUAUGAUGAGCAAAGCAGUGAAUAGGAGAUUUCAUAUAUAAUAAAAACUAAUGUCUUAGUGUUGUUGGAUUUUGGGUUUAAGAGAAGUGGUUCGUUGGGUGUGGCGA